GUUUCACCAGCGGGAGGGAACCAGGAAGUAACGCGAAUUAUGUGCAGCUGAUAUUCUGUCCAUUUGAAAGGUGAGUUUUACAUUUACUAACCAUAUUACAGGAUAUAUAUUACAUUCCUCGGUGCAUUGUUAUGUGCUGCAUUAUUGGCAUGAAAGCUUGUUUAAAAAUUCUGCAAACUCGUGCUAAAACAGGUCUGCCCGAUAGUGACAGCCACCGGUUUGCUAACCAUUCAUUAACCAGUUAGCUUUAGCCGAAAAGCUUGAAUGUAUGCUUUGCCUAGCGCAGUUUCUAAAAAAUUAAAUACGUUGUAAUAGUUUAAAGGUAUUUCUUUAUGCAACUUUGCAGGUAACGUUAAGUAAUUAUUUUCAUAGUCGACGAGCCAACGUUACAUUAACUUAGCUAGCUAGGUAGCAAACUACUACUAGCUAGUACUGUAGUUGCAAGCAAUGUUGUUGCCACCUGACAGUGCCAGGUGCAUCAUAAUUAUCCAGGCUAAAAUCUGAAGAUGAGGUCUAGGUAACUAACUGCUUUUAGCAACGCUAGUAUUUACACACUAGCGUUGUUGGCAAUUAGCUUUCAAAACAACUGGUCCGCCGGAAGCCAGAGGUUAAAUAAAAUUACAUUUCAACUUACUCUGAUUGACUGUAGGCGUUGUCCUUAUGCAGGCGGAAUUCCAGAAGAAGAAAAAAUACAUCUAAUGGCAUGUAUAAAUAAACAGAAUUCCCAAACAUAGGUCUGUUGUAGACCCAUGUAGUUCCUCAGCCAGAUUUGCCUGACAACUCAAACUGAAUUGUUCUGUUUGCUGCAUACUUCAGUCAUUUUUGGUGAAGUGAAAAUGAGGGGUGUUGUACAAAACAAGUAAUCAGCAAUUGGAGUAUCAAAGACAAUGAAGAAUUUCUAAACGCUGCUUUACCCACAUGUGGCCCUGGCCCAACCCAUUGGUUUCUGGGACCAAUCAGAACGGUGAGAAUGUGUUUGCGUUCUAGAAAUCGUUGGGGAGGUACUCAGUUUCAGACUCAUUGCUGAGAAGAAACUAAAGUCUUCCGCAUGCUUUGGUUUGGCUGGCACCUAGACGAGUUUCCGAACGAGUGUGCUCGCAUACUCUCUUUAAAUACCUUAACUUGAAAAACAAGGGGAAAAGUGGCAAUAGUACUGAGACGCCAUAGCCAGUAUAGAAAAGUCACAAUUAAUCAAAGAUAAUUAAGAAUUUAAUUUGACAUCUAACUAGGAUGUUUGGUGCAGUAUUUCUCAAGUAAAAAAAUGCAUGAAAACGAGUCGUCCAUUGUUGAAUGACAGCGAACACUUCAUUGAAGAAUCUCUAGACUUUGGCUACCGAAAUUUGGCUUGCCUCGAGAAAAAAUGUAAUGUGCACGAACAGCCGAAAAAACGUCACAAUGUUGUCAUAAUAUACAGUGCCUUGAGAAAGUAUUCAUACCCCUUGACUUAUUCCACAUUUUGUUGUGUUACAGCCUGAAUUCAAAAUUGAUUAAAUAGAUUGUUUUUCUCACCCAUCUACACACAAAACCCCAUAAUGACAAAGUGAAAACAUAUUUUAGACUUUUGUUAAUUUAUUGAAAAUGAAAUACAGAAAUAUCUAAUUUACAUAAGGAUUCACACCCCUAAGUCAAUACUUUGUAGAAACACCUUUGGCAGUGAUUACAGCUGUGAGUCUUUCUGGGUAAGUGUCUUAAGAGCUUUUCACACCUGGAUUGUACAACAUUUGCUCAUGAUUUUGCAUUUUUGUUUCACCUGGCUGCCAAUUUCUGAUCUUCUAAGAACAUAAUUUGAGGAGUGUCCUGAAGCGUGAGAGGAAUGGGAGCUACAGGUAUACAACAGUGCUGAGGCAGAGGGCUCAUAGUGAGGGCGACUGGCUACUAUUCUGAACUUUGUGUGGUGAGCUUUCUGGCGCCCAGAGCUGCUGAGGCAUCACCCAAGUGGGUGCUACACAGAGUGGAAGAGGAAAAGUCCAGUGGCUAUAAGACUCAAUCAUCAGCAGACUCCAUCACCAUCAUCUACCAUUCUUUGAUCAGCUCCCUCUGCUCAAGCCAUUAACCUCUCCAUCUUCGGAGGAUGCAGCUUCCAAAGACUUGGCCUCUAUUGGUUGACCUGUCAUGAUAUAUUGCUUGUUUGUUUUUUCCACUUGAAGCACUUUGAAAUUCUAUGAAAAGCGGUAUAGAAAUGUUAUAAAAAAAUAUUAUUAUUUUCAAAAUUCUUCAAGCUUUGUCAAAUUGGUUGUUGAUCCUUGGUAGACAACCAUUUUCAGGUCUUGCCAUAUAUUUUCAAGUAGAUUUAAGUCAAAAAUUUAACUCUGCCACUCAGGAACUGUCUUCUUGGUAAGCAACUCUAGUGUAGAUUUGGCCUUGUUUUAGGUUAUUGUCCUGCUGAAAGGUGAAUUAAUCUCCCAGUGUCUGGUGGAAAGCAGACUGAACCAGGUUUUUCCCUGUGCUUAGCUCCAUUCCGUUUCUUUUUUUAUCCUGAAAAACUCCCCAGUCCUUAACGAUGACAAUCAUACCCAUAACAUUAUGCAGCCACCACUAUGCUUGAAAAUAUGAGGUGGGUACUCAGUAAUGUGUUGUAUUGGAAUUGCCCCUAACAAGACAAAAAGUGAAUUGCUUUGCCACAAUUUUUGCAGUAUUAAUUCAGUGCCUUGUUGCAAACAGGAUGCAUGUUUUGGAAUAUUUUUUAUUCUGUACAGGCUUCCUUCUUUUCACUAUGUCAAUUAGGUAACUGCAAUGUUGAUGAUCCAUCCUCAGUUUUCUCCUAUCACAGCCAUUCAACUCUGUAGCUGUUUUAAAGUCACCAUUGGCCUCAUGGCGAAAUCCCUAAGCGGUUGCGUUCCUCUCAUGCAACUAAGUUAGGAAGGACGCCUGUAUCUUUUUAGUGACUGGGUUUAUUGAUACACCAUCCAAAGUGUAAUUCAUAACUUCACCAUGCUCAAAGGGAUAUUCAAUGUCUGCUUUUUUUAUUUUGACCCAUCUACCAAUAGGUGCCCUUCUUUGUGAGGCAUUGGAAAACCUCCAUGGUCUUUGUGGUUGAAUCUGUGUCUAAAAUUCACUGCUCGACUGAGGGACCUUACAGAUACUUGUAUGUGUGGGGUACAGAGAUGAGUUAGUCAUUCAAAAAUCAUGUUAAACACCAUUAUUGUACACAAAGUGAGUCCAUGCAACUUGUUACGUGACUUGUUAAGCACUUUUUUUUACUGAACGUAUUUAGGCUUGCCAUAACAAAUGGGUUUAAUACUUAUUGACUCAAGACCUUUCAGCUUUUACAUUUUAAUAAUUUGUAAAAAUGUCCAAAAAAAGAAUUCCACUUUGACAUUUUGGGGUAUUGUGUGUAAACCAGUGACAAACAUCUCAAUUUAAUCAAUUUUAAAUUCAGGCUGUAACACAAGAAAAUGUGGAAAAAGUCAAGGGAUGUGAAUACUUAAGGCACGGUAUGUACUGUUUCGGAUGUGAAGCAUGCGGACGCCUUAACGUCCGUGGGUGUAUCGUUUUGCCGGAGUGAGGAGUUUGGGUAGCCAGCCAACAGUGAGGUCAGUUCCUCUCUGCUUCCCUCAUGUCAAAAUAAAAGUCCCCUACAACUUUUUUUGUUCAGGUAUUGUCAUGUGCAGUCGGAGAGGAAGUGGGUCUACAACAGACCUAUGUUUGGAAAGUCUGUUUAAUUUAUGUUCUAUUAUGUUUUUUUCUCAAUUUCCCCCCUGCGUAAGGACCAACCCUACGGACAAUUGGCAGAGUAAGUUGAAAUUAAAUUCCUGCGGACUAUUCAGUGUUUUGCAAGCAGCGCUAGUGUGUAAAUGAUAGCGUUGCUAAAGGCAGCUAAGGUCUAGGACAGUGAUGGACAACUUUGAUGGGGGUGGGGCCCACAAAAAAACGGAAUUAAUCAUGAGAGGCCGCAGUCGCUCGUGGGUCUGUGUACCCACAUCCAUCCCCCUCCCCCGCCGUGAGCAAAACAUUUUAGCGGCCGCCCUCAUGAAAUAAAAUGAAAUAAAAAUAUUGAUAGCAUUGGUCCACGGUCCUUCAAAAGAAGGGCCGCCAGUUGCCCAUCCCUGGUCUAGGCUAAUGUUUAUACGGUAAUGACUUUGUCCCUGUUAUUCUAUAAACUAAGAGCACUGGCAUGCCGUUCUGUUUUUGGUAACCAAAUAUGAUAACAUACUGGGUAGAACUCAUACACAUCUCUGAAAAUAGUGUAGGCAUGUUCAUAUUACCUAAAAAUGUGGAGCGCAUUCCUUUCCUCGCGUCCUCUCCUCGCUUCCCUCUAUGUUGAGAAGGAUGUGAGAAAUUGGAGAGACAUUUGAGAUUCACCCACAGUAUCCUUCUCUUCCUCCUCAGCUGGAAGGAUGGGCAGGCAGAGGAAGAGAGUGGUGACUGGCGAGGCUGACCCCCCUCCCACAAGGAAAGACGAGAAGCCUGCCACCCUACAACGCAAGGAAAAGAAAAAGAAGCUUGACAUCGGCAAAAUCUUCAUCAACAUCUCCAUCGGUCUCUGCAUCUUCAGCCUUAUCUGGUUCUUCUAUGCCCUGUACAUGCGUUCCUCGCUGGCCAAACGGGUGGUAACUCUGCACCACUCGCCGCCCGUCCUCGAUGCCAACAGCACAAGCGCUGAGGUGUCCCCUGAGAGGUUUUGGGGCUCCUACCGACCCCAGGUCUACUUUGGGAUGAAAACCAGGAGCCCCAGAUCUGUUGUCACAGGUACAAGACUAUAAUUUCUCUACAUUCACCCUUAAAUAUUUGCUAAUACUAUUGACUAAAGUGUCAGUUGGCAAUAACAACUGUGUGUGCUAUGUGGCAAGCGGUACUCAAAUCAAAUCAAAUCAAAUUUUAUUGGUCACAUGCGCCGAAUACAACAGGUGCAGACAUUACAGUGAAAUGCUUACUUACAGCCCUUAACCAACAGUGCAUUUAUUUUAAACAAAAAAAGUAAGAAUAAAACAACAACAAAAAAAAGUGUUGAGAAAAAAAAAGAGCAGAAGUAAAAUAAAGUGACAGUAGGGAGGCUAUAUAUACAGGGGGGUACCGUUGCAGAGUCAAUGUGCGGGGGCACCGGCUAGUUGAGGUAGUUGAGGUAAUAUGUACAUGUGGGUAGAGUUAAAGUGACUAUGCAUAAAUACUUAACAGAGUAGCAGCAGCGUAAAAAGGAUGGGGUGGGGGGGCAGUGCAAAUAGUCCGGGUAGCCAUGAUUAGCUGUUCAGGAGUCUUAUGGCUUGGGGGUAGAAGCUGUUGAGAAGUCUUUUGGACCUAGACUUGGCACUCCGGUACCGCUUGCCGUGCGGUAGCAGAGAGAACAGUCUAUGACUAGGGUGGCUGGAGUCUUUGACAAUUUUGAGGGCCUUCCUCUGACACCGCCUGGUAUAGAGGUCCUGGAUGGCAGGAAGCUUUGCCCCAGUGAUGUACUGGGCCGUACGCACUACCCUCUGUAGUGCCUUGCGGUCAGAGGCCAAGCAGUUGCCAUACCAGGCGGUGAUGCAACCAGUCAGGAUGCUCUCGAUGGUGCAGCUGUAUAAUUUUUUGAGGAUCUGAGGACCCAUGCCAAAUCUUUUUAGUCUCCUGAGGGGGAAUAGGCUUUGUCGUGCCCUCUUCACGACUGUCUUGGUGUGUUUGGACCAUGAUAGUUCGUUGGUGAUGUGGACACCAAGGAACUUGAAGCUCUCAACCUGUUCCACUACAGCCCCGUCAAUGAGAAUGGGGGCGUGCUCAGUCCUCUUUUUUUUCCUGUAGUCCACAAUCAUCUCCUUUGUCUUGGUCACGUUGAGGGAGAGGUUGUUGUCCUGGCACCACACGGCCAGAUCUCUGACCUCCUCCCUAUAGGCUGUCUCAUCGUUGUCGGUGAUCAGGCCUACCACUGUUGUGUCGUCGGCAAACUUAAUGAUGGUGUUGGAGUCGUGCCGGGCCGUGCAGUCAUGGGUGAACAGAGAGUACAGGAGGGGACUGAGCACGCACCCCUGAGGGGCCCCCGUGUUGAGGAUCAGUGUGGCAGAUGUGUUGUUACCUACCCUUACCACCUGGGGGCGGCCCGUCAGGAAGUCCAGGAUCCAGUUGCAGAGGGAGGUGUUUAGUCCCAGGAUCCUUAGCUUAGUGAUGAGCUUAGAGGGCACUAUGGUGUUGAAUGCAGAGCUGUAGUCAAUGAAUAGCAUUCUCACGUAGGUGUUCCUCUUGUCCAGGUGGGAAAGGGCAGUGUGGAGUGCGAUAGAGAUUGCAUCAUCUGUGGAUCUGUUGGGGCGGUAUGCAAAUUGGAGUGGAUCUAGGGUUUCUGGGAUUAUGCUGUUGAUGUGAGCCAUGACCAGUCUUUCAAAGCACUUCAUGGCUACAGACGUCAGUGCUACGGGUCGGUAGUCAUUUAGGCAGGUUAUCUUAGAGUUCUUGGGCACGGGGACUAUGGUGGUCUGCUUGAAACAUGUUGGUAUUACAGACUCAGUCAGGGACAUGUUGAAAAUGUCAGUGAAGACACUUGCCAGUUGGUCAGCACAUGCUCGGAGUACACGUCCUGGUAAUCCGUCUGGCCCUGCGGCCUUGUGAAUGUUGACCUGCUUAAAAGUCUUACUCACAUCGGCUACGGAGAGCGUGAUCACAUAGUCAUCCGGAACAGCUGGUGCUCUCAUGCAUGCUUCAGUGUUGCUUGCCUCGAAGCGAGCAUAGAAGUGGUUUAGCUCGUCUGGUAGGCUUGUGUAACCUGUUAGCUACUCACCAGAGGAACACAAUGGAAAUAAAUUGUGUAAUUUAUUGUGUUUCCUCAUAUUAUAUGUGGAUUAUAUCAGGGUUUCUGUUAGGAGCCUACCUCUUAAAGAGCCUACUGUUAAUCCUUAAAGUCCAAGGAUCUUAUGUUAUUUUCAGAGGUAGACUGGCUCUGGCAGCAAAAACUGCCAAAUACUCUUAUCUAAACAUGAAUCGAUUCUGCGAUAUGGUUUUUUAGAAGCAUAAAGCCCUUUACUUUCAUGUCACAUCAAAAUCAUUUUACAACUGCAAGAUAUACACCUACUGUACACUGUUUUAUCCAGCCUUAUCACAGUUGCAGCUGACAGUAUCUUUCAGUGACAAUACGUUUCUGGCGGCCUUCUUCCGUUACACACAGGUGUUUGGAGCAUGCUAAAUAGCUAGUUAGCACAUGUGGUCCCUCUGUCUUCCAUCUUGUCUUCCGUAAACACACGCUGUAACAUGGAGAUAUGACCUCCUUGUGGAAAGACUAACCCUAUAUUUUUAUUUCUCAACUGGUAAUUGAAGCGAGCUUCCCAUUCGCCAUUCAAGCGCAUAGACAACUAGGCAUGCGUUAGCUCGUCACACACCACUUUGCAAUGAGCUGGAAGCAGUAUGCAUUUUUAAAACAUAUGCUUAAUUGUUUGAAACCUUAACAUUUUACUGCAUAUUAUGGGGCAUGUCUUACCUUGCUUCUACUGGUUGUAUGAAUUUGGGAUCUAUCGUCUCACAACUGUCCCUGUCUGUUUGGAAUAGUCUAUUUCUUUCUCGCACAGAUUGACAAGCUGACCAAUAGAAUAGGUCAACUUUUCUACUAUGGGGGAAAGUAGAUUGACAUAGGCUAGUGAUUUUGCUGUUCGUUACUCGUUUUGUUGGCUGAGGAAAAGUAAAUGUGGACAGUUAUUCUUCAAAUUGCUCAUCAGAAUUCGGUAGGAAGGACACACGCCAUUGCAUCCUCGAAUUGCAUGUUUUGUUAAAAUGAAUUACCAUAAAGUAAAUGUGAUUUCUUUCAUUCUGAGCACCGUGGGUGGACGCUCUAAUCAGGUUACACACCCAAUGCAUAUGGAUCCGGUAAAUUUCUAAAUGUCCUGUAAAUUAAAUGUCCAGCGCCACAUUUUCAAACGGAAACCCUGGAUUAUAUACACUACUGUUCAAAAGUUUGGGGUCACUUAGAAAUGUCCUUGUUUUCAAUUAAAACAUACAUGAAAUGAGUUUGAAUAUGAAAUAUAACAAAAUGCAUAGGAAAUGUAGUCAUUGACAAGGUUAGAAAUAAUGAUUUUUAAUUGAAAUAAUAAUUGUGUCCUUCAAACUUUGCUUUCGUCAAAGAAUCCUCUAUUUGCAGCAAUUACAGCCUUGAAGACCUUUGGCAUUAUAGUUGUCAAUUUGUUGAGGUAAUCUGAAGAGAUUUCACCCCAUGCUUCCUGAAGCACCUCCCACAAGUUGGAUUGGCUUGAUGGGCACUUCUUACGUACCAUACGGUCAAGCUGCUCCCACAACAGCUCAAUAGGGUUGAGAUCAGGUGACUGUGCUGGCCACUCCAUUAUAGACAAAAUACCAGCUGACUGCUUCUUCCCUAAAUAGUUAUUGCAUAGUUUGGAGCUGUGCUUUGUGUCAUUGUCCUGCUGUAGGAGGAAAUUGGCUCCAAUCAAGCGCCGUCCACAGGGUAUGCAUGGCGUUGCAAAAUGGAGUGAUAGCCUUCCUUCUUGAAGAUCCCUUUAACCCUGUACAAAUCUCCCACUUUACCACCACCAAAGCACCCCCAGACCAUCACAUUGCCUCCACCAUGCUUGACAGAUGGCAUCAAGCACUCCUCCAGCAUCUUUUCAUUUGGUCUGCGUCUCACAAAUGUUCUUCUUUGUGAUCCGAACACCUCAAACUUUGAUUUGUCUGUCCAUAACACUUUUUUCCAAUCUUCCUCGGUCCAGUGUCAGUGUUCUUUUGCCCAUAUUAAUCUUUAAUUUUUAUUGGCCAGUCUGAGAUAUGGCUUUUUCUUUGCAACUCUGCCUAGAAGGUCAGCAUCCCGGAGUCGCCUCUACACUGUUGACGUUGAGACAGGUGUUUUGCGGGUACUAUUUAAUGAAGCUGCCAGUUGAGGACCUGUGAGGCGUCUGUUUCUCAAACUAGACACUCUAAUGUAUUUGUCCUCUUACUCAGUUGUGCACCUGGGUCUCCCAGUCCUCUUUCUAUUCUAGUUAGAGCCAGUUUGCGCUGUUCUGUGAAGGGAGUAGUACACAGCGUUGUACGAGAUCUUCAGUUUCUUGGCAAUUUCUCACAUGGAAUAGCCUUCAUUUCUCAGAACAAGAAUAGACUGACGAGUUUCAGAACAAAGUUAUUUGUUUCUGGCCAUUUUGAGCCCGUAAUCGAACCCACAAUUGCUGAUGCUCCAGAUACUCAACUAGUCUCAAGAAGGCCAGUUUUAUUGCUUCUUUAAUCAGCACAACAGUUUUCAGCUAUAUUAACAUAAUUGCAAAAGGGUUUUCUAAUGAUCAAUUAGUCUUUUUUAAAAUGAUAAACUUGGAUUAGCAAACACAACGUGCCAUUGGAACACAGGCUGAUGGUUGCUGAUAAUGGGCCUCUGUACGACUAUGUAGAUAUUCCAUUAAAAAUCAGCCUUUUCCAGCUACAAUAGCCAUUUACAACAUUAACAAUGUCUACCACUGUAUUUCUGAUCAAUUUGAUGUUAUUUUAAUGGAAAAAGAUUGCUUUUCUUUCGAAAACAAGGACAUUUCUAAGUGACCCCAAACUUUUGAAAGGUAGUGUACAUAAUCCAUGUACAUGUUUAACAUUUAAUAUUUUGGGGAAUUAUUAAAUAAAAUAAAUGAAUUAAUUCUGUGUUUCCAUUUCUCUACAUCCCAGGGAUGAUGUGGAUGCGUCAGUUCUCUGAGGUGGACGUGAACCUCAGGCACACGUGCGAGCAGGGUGACCGGCUGCAGGGCUACGGCUGGCUGAUGCAUGACGGCCUCAGCUUCGGUGUGCAGGAGAUCCACGACAGCGACUUUACCCUCACCACGGAGUUUGUCAAGCGGAUGGGCGGUGAACACGGAGGGGACUGGACCUGGAGGAUCACAGCCAAGCAGCAUGUGAGUGUGGCGGGAUACAUACACACACCUUUAUACCCACCUGGGAAUUAACCAGGCAUAUUUUGUUCCAAUUAUUUGUCUUACAUUGAAAGACAUUUGAGUUUUGAAACUAUUCUUAUUGUCUCCUGGUAUAAAAAUAAAUAAAUGACAAAUUAGAAUGCUACUGAACACAACCCUGGUGUUCUUCCACAGAGUUUUUUUUGUCACAUACACGUGUUUAGCAGAUGUUAUUGCGGGUGUAGCGAAAUGCUUGUGCUUCUAGCUCUGACAGUGCAGUAAUAUCUAACAAGUAAUAUCUAACAAUUUCACAACAUAUACCCAAUACACACAAAUCUAAGUAAGGAAUGGAAUUAAGAAUAUAUACAUAUAUGGACGAGCAAUGACAGAGCGGCAUGGACUAAGAUGCAGUGGAAUAUUAUAGAACAUUUCAAAACGUUUUCUCCUUCCUACUGAAUAUGACCCAGUUCUUCCUUCCCCCAGAGUUCGGCUCCCCACGCGCCGGUCAUCUCCCUGAUGUUCUACGCUGCUGCCGACACCCAGGGUUCCCUGGAGGCCCACGUGGAAGAGAGAAACCGUCUGGGUUCCAUCACUGGGUUCUCAGAGGAGCUGGGGAACUUCAAGAUCACCUUCCGCAAGCCUGUCGCCGGGGAGUCCUCCAGUGCCAAAUACGCCAGGUAGGUACUCUCCCAAACUGCUAACGUUAGCAUUUCCUAACCCAAAAACCAAUAGAACUCAAUGAAUGUACCCCAAAUUAGCAAUAGCAUGCUUUAAAGCUCAUUCCAAAAUCAUCAACAGAGAGAAAUACUUUUGCAAACAGUGGACAAAUGUGCCACAAUAGUCCCUAUUAAUUAAUAUGUAAAUAAUACCAACAAUAUUAAAUACAUGAAGAAAAUCUGAAGAAAAUGUAAUAACUGAAAAAUAGAAAUGGCACAUAAUCAAUCUUUAUCAAUAAAAUCAGUGAGCCUGUCAAGAGAGAAACAUGAUAUGCGACAGAAAUCAUGUAGUAUGAAACAAAGCAUUGCAAAUAAUAAAGGCACAACUGCUUCAGCAAUGCAUUGAGACACAAAGCAGAGCUAGGACAUCUCUUCAGUGUCUGCACUGAAGAUGGCCAGCCAAACUGCUGUUCUGUCUCUCAUAUAAAGGUUAUGUUAAACCUUUUGAGGGACAGAACAGAGAGACCUUGAUCUGUUCCAGUGGUGAGGACAAGGACAAUAGAGACUCAGAUGCAUAGAAAUCAAAGGAACAGCAAGGUUUCACAAUCAAGCCAUAACGCAGGCCAGAAAAGAGAGUUGAAUAGAAUGUAGGAAGAGCAGGAACACAGUAAACAAACAAGCCUAUCACAAGUGUAUCUGCCAUUUAGACAAGAAAGGACAAGGCUCCUUUUCAGUUUUCAUUCAACAUAACACAUCGGUCAGUAUGGGGUACUCUUUGUCCCUGACCCUUGGCUGAAGUAGUAUGAAAUCACAGAUAGAGGUCAAAGGACAUGCCACUUUCCAGGAGGCCACUGCCCUCUGAAGGGUAUAAAACCCUAUGGUGACUGCAGGUCAAGGGUAUUGGUCUUGCUCCAAUUCUAAGAGGAAGCUUUGGCAAGACGAGAACAUGAGCGAUUCAUAUUACCUUCAGGGUGGUUCACCUUCGUCUUCUCUCCUCAGCUACAACUACCUCCAGACUGUGUCGCCAGGCUUGGAGAGGCUGACGGACAUCGUGAGGAACAGCUUGAACCGCAGGUUUGUCUACAGCCCCCCCAAUGGCGAGAAGAGGCAGUACAUCGCAGUGGACACCUACAAGCCCCCGCACCAGCAGCACCAGCAGAAACCAGCCGACCCCAGAAAGGAGAGCGACUUUGUCCUGCACCAGGUCACUGUCCAGACGCCCUUCCAGAUUGAGGUCCUGUUCGAGUCCGGUAGCUUCCAUGACCGCCCCAACCAGCUUUCAGCGGCGGCCAUGACGGAAGAGCUGGAGAAGAGGAAGGCGGCGUUCGAUGCCAAGUUCGAGAAGACGUUCGGCCUCCAGGCCAAAGGCUUGGGCCAGGCCCAGGUGAAGUUCAGCAAGGCGGCGCUGAGCAACAUGCUGGGUGGAAUGGGUUACUUCUACGGCCAGUCGGUGGUCCAGUCGGUGUACAACGAGUACCCGCUGCUCUACCCUGAGGGCGCCCUGUUCACCGCCGUGCCCUCGCGCUCCUUCUUCCCCCGGGGGUUCCUGUGGGACGAAGGCUUCCACCAGCUGCUACUCAGCAAGUGGGACCCCCAGGUGACGCGGGAGGCCACGGCCCACUGGUUGGACCUAGUCAAUAUGGAGGGAUGGAUUCCCCGGGAGCAGAUCCUGGGCGACGAGGCGCGCAGCAAGGUCCCUGCCGAGUUUGUGGUGCAGCGCAACGAGAACGCCAACCCGCCCACCCUCUUCUUGGCCCUGCAGAAGCUAGUGGAGCAGCUCCAGGCCAACCCGGACGCAGAGUCCUCCCAGCCCACCCUGCCCUUCCUCCGCAGGCUCUACCCCCGGCUCCAGACGUGGUUCGAGUGGUACAACACCACCCAGACAGGCCCGCUGCCCAACUCCUACCGCUGGCGGGGCCGCGACAAGGACACCAACCUCUUCCUCAAUCCCAAGACGUUGACGUCUGGCCUGGAUGACUAUCCGCGGGCCUCGCACCCGUCGGCCGAGGAGCGCCACGUGGACCUGCACUGCUGGAUGGCGCUGGCGUCGGGCAUCAUGGCCAGCGUGGCCCGGCUGCUGGGAGAGCCCCACCAGGAGUACGAGCGCACCCACCAGAAGCUCAGCGACAACGGACUGCUGGACGAGCUGCACUGGUCAGACCAGCUUCGCUCCUUCAGCGACUAUGGCAACCACACGCAGGCGGUGUCGCUGCAGCAGGAGAAGGUGUACGUGCCCCCUGGGCAGCCGAGGCACCAGUUUCCCGUGGCGCGCCUGGUACGCUCGGUCCGCCGGGCCCCCAAGCCGCAGUUCGUCAAUGCUUUGGGCUACAUCAGCCUAUUUCCCUUCCUGCUGCACGUCCUGACGCCCGACUCGCCCAAGCUAGAGCACAUCUUCAGAGACAUGAGGGACGUGGACAAGCUGUGGACGCCCUACGGCCUGCGCUCUCUGUCCAGGGCCGACCCGCUCUACAUGAAACGCAACACGGAGCACGACGCUCCCUACUGGCGGGGCCCCAUAUGGAUCAACAUCAACUACCUGGCCGUCAGGGCCCUGCACCACUACAGCAACACUGACGGGCCAUAUCAGGAGAAGGCGGCCGCCCUCUAUCAGGAACUCAGAACUAAUAUCAUGAACAAUGUUUACAGACAGUAUGCGGAGACAGGGUAUAUCUGGGAACAGUACAAUGACAGCACGGGCAAGGGGCAAGGGAGCCACCCCUUCACCGGCUGGUCGGCACUAACUGUUUUGAUAAUGGCUGAGCAGUAUUGACACUGAUGCUAAAAAAUCUCAUCUUGCUUUUUGUAAGAUGUUCUCUUAAAAUGUGCCAUUAACGUCGACAGAUGUUAAGUCUAUGAUUUAAGAUUUUCUUAAAUAAUGAUUUUCUCAAUUGAUUACAAAACACCAACUCCAAUGUUCCAAUUCUUCCCCUUUGGCUGUCUCAGUGAGUGUUUGUACAAAGCCCAUACCCAGUAAAAUGGAUGAAAGGUUAUUUUUGAAUACCCCAUAUACUUAUCAAUGAACUCCCCAAGUGCCGCCUGACUGAGAGAAGUCUGUUUGAUGGCAGAAACCUUUUAAGAACUAUAGUAACAAUAGUAGUAGUAAAAUAAUAGUCUUGACAGAAAUCAUUCAUACAGUAUCAUAUCAAGACUACUGUACCAGGAACUAAUGCACUUUUCAUGCAUUUUCUGUUGAACAAAACAAUACCUGUAAUUGGUGGACCUAAUUGAGAACUAGUAUAUUCAGUCUUAGCAAAUAUUUGAUCCCUAGGUUAAUUUCAUUUCUGGUUACUUUGAAUUACAAUCUUAUUUAAGCAAGUAUAAAUUGAGGAAUACGUUUUGUUUUCGCCAAAUGUUUAACUGCAAACAAACGGUUUCCUGUUAAUUUUAUCAAUGCAAAACAAGAGAAAGAUGUAUUGUAUCUCCACUGGUAGCAGAUAUUCUGAGUGGCACGGAAUAACAUGAGUCACUUCAUUGCAUUGGUUUGUUACAUCUUCAGUGAGAAGAACAAUAAAUAUGUUGAAACCUUA
Molecule: messenger RNA, 13947 nt
Organism: Coregonus sp. 'balchen'
Lineage: Eukaryota; Metazoa; Chordata; Actinopteri; Salmoniformes; Salmonidae
Source: the annotation of a GenBank genome assembly